This is a messenger RNA of Cryptomeria japonica (Japanese cedar), 3514 nucleotides long. RefSeq lists its product as uncharacterized. Lineage: Eukaryota; Viridiplantae; Streptophyta; Pinopsida; Cupressales; Cupressaceae. The transcript has 26 exons. Bases 16 to 3336 code for a protein of 1106 amino acids. Gene Ontology annotation, biological process: carbohydrate metabolic process. Gene Ontology annotation, molecular function: beta-glucosidase activity. The record is from RefSeq and is a predicted model, not a curated record.
AGUUUUGUAUGGUACAUGGAGCCAAGGGCGUUUCCUGUCACAUCAAAAGUGGACGAUAGAAUACUGUGUGGUUGCCCUUGCCUACCAGUGCCUGGGAUACGUGUUCAACUGGGUCACAAAAGCUAUCGUUUCAAUAUAUAUGUCCACCCUGCAUUUAAUGUCAAAUAUAUUCCCAUUGUAAUACAUUUGGCAGCAAUGGCUAGUGGAAGGAUAAUAGCAAUUCUUGCAAUAAUAUUUCUUAUCACUUUCCUUGGGCUGGCUUCAACAGAAGAGCUUUCUGCACAAGAUUUUCCACCAGGAUUUAUUUUUGGUGUUGGCUCUGCUGCUUAUCAGUAUGAAGGUGCUGCAGCAGAAGAUGGUCGAAAGCCUAGCAUUUGGGACACCUUUGUUCAUAUUAAAGGGAAUACCAUGGACGGAGGCACUGGAGAUGUUGCCGUGGAUCAAUACCAUCGUUACAAGGAAGAUGUUGGGUUAAUGUCCAAAAUGGGAGUAGAUGGCUACAGAUUUUCCAUAUCAUGGUCAAGGAUCAUUCCUGAUGGCACUGAACCCAUAAAUCCAAAAGGCAUUGAAUACUACAAUAAUCUCAUCAAUGAGCUUCUUGCUCAUGGCAUCCAGCCACAUGUUACAUUGUACCACUUUGAUCUGCCUCAAUCUUUGGAAGAUGCUUAUGGGGGUUUCAUCAGCUCCAAUAUUGUGGAAGACUUCGUGGCUUAUGCAGACAUAUGCUUCAGAGAAUUUGGGGAUAGAGUUAAGUACUGGUCAACUUUCAAUGAACCCAAUAUAUUUGCAUUUGCAGGCUAUGACGAUGGUCACUUCCCUCCUCAACGUUGUUCAUACCCAUUUGGAAAUUGUACUUCUGGAAACUCCACUGUUGAGCCAUACAUUGUUGGCCAUAAUGUAUUGUUGGCACAUGCUACUGCCGUGGAGUUGUAUAGGGAAAAAUAUCAGGCAAAGCAAAAAGGUUGGAUUGGUUUUGUUGUUCUUAUGAAUUGGGCCUCACCCCUUACCAAUAAAUCCACAGAUAUAGCUGCAACUCAAAGAUACUUUGAUUUUGAAGUGGGCUGGUUCUUAGACCCAAUUUUUCAUGGAGACUAUCCAGUGGGCAUGAGGAAUAUAGUAGGUUCUCGAUUGCCCUCGUUUACAAUGGAUCAAGUUCGAAAGAUACAGGGGUCAUUGGAUUUUAUUGGAAUCAAUCACUAUUUUUCUCUUUACUGCUAUGAUGCUCCAAGGAAAGGGGGCUCUAACAUAAGAGACUAUUUUCAAGAUAUGUCCGUAGGAACUUCAUAUUCAGCGAAGCGAAAUGGAACUCCAAUCAACAGUCGUACAUCGUUAUUCGGUAUACCAGUUUCACCAGAGGCUAUACAGUCAGUACUGGAAUAUGUCAAGUGCAAGUAUCAUAAUCCUCCUGUGAUUUUGUAUGAAAAUGGAUUUGCAGAACCUAAUAAUGAUUCUAUUCCACUUCCUAAAGCUUUGAACGAUCAGAACAGGAUUGACCUCCAUCUCGAUGUGCUUAAAUAUGUGCUUGCAGCAAUAAGGAAUGGUUCAGACACACGUGGGUACUUCAUAUGGGCUCUGCUAGAUAACUUUGAAGCUCUGUGCAGUUACACAUGGCGUUUUGGUCUUCAUUAUGUAGACUUCAAUAACUUGAAGCGCUACCCCAAAUUCUCUGCUCGAUGGUACAAGACAUUUCUGCACAAGAGGAAUAAUAAGAGACCAAAUUCUGAGACAAAUGUCUUGCUCAGUACCUUAAAUAUCACUCACGUCUCUGCAGAAGUGUGUCUUUCCUGCAUUCAUAACACAAUGGCUAUGAUAAUGGUGAUGAUGAAAAUUUCAAUAAUAACAUUGCAAAUGUUGGUAUCUUCAACACAAGAACUUUCUCCAAACGAUUUUCCACCUGGUUUCAUUUUCGGUGUUGGCUCUUCUGCUUAUCAGUAUGAAGGUGCAGCAGCAGAAGAUGGUCGAAAGCCUAGUAUUUGGGACACCUUUGUUCAUAUUAAAGGGAAUACCGUGGACGGAAGCACUGGAGAUGUUGCUGUGGAUCAAUACCAUCGUUAUAAGGAAGAUGUUGAGCUAAUGUCCAAAAUGGGAGUAGAUGGAUAUAAAUUAUCUAUCUCCUGGUCAAGGCUCAUUCCUGAUGGAAAUGGACCCAUCAAUCCUAAAGGCCUCCAAUAUUACAAUAACCUCAUCAAUGAGCUUGUUGCUCAAGGAAUUCAACCACAUGUUAUACUCAACCACUUUGAUCUGCCUCAAGCUUUGGAAGAUGCUUAUGAGGGUUUCAUCAGUCCACAGAUUGUAAAAGACUUCACGGCUUAUGCAGACAUAUGCUUCAGAGAAUUUGGCGAUAGGGUGAAAUUCUGGUCAACUUUCAAUGAACCCAAUGUACUUUCAAUUGCAGGAUACGACAUGGGUGGUUUUGCUCCUCAACGCUGUUCCUACCCUUUUGGAAAUUGUACUGCCGGAAACUCCACUGUUGAGCCAUAUAUUGUUGCCCAUAAUGUAUUGAUAGCACAUGCAGCUGCUGUGGAGCUGUACAGGGAAAAGUAUCAGGGAAAGCAAAAAGGUUGCAUUGGUUUGGCUCUUCUCAUGCAAUGGGCAAUACCCCUUACCAAUAAGUCUACAGAUAUAGCUGCAGCUGAAAGACACAAUGAUUUUAGUAUGGGCUGGUUCUUAGACCCAAUUGCUCAUGGAGACUAUCCAGUGAGCAUGAGGAAGAUAGCAGGUUCUCGCUUGCCCUUGUUUACAGAGGAGCAAAUUCAAAAGAUUCAGGGAUCAUUGGAUUUUAUUGGUAUCAAUUACUAUUUUUCCUUUUACUGCUAUGAUGUUCCAAACAGAGGGGUGUCCAAGCUAAGAGACUAUAUUCAGGAUAUGUCUGUUGGGUAUGCAGAGAAGCAAGAAGAGUUUACCAUUAACAAUAUGGGUAUUCAGGCAGUUCUGGAAUACAUCAAGAACAAAUAUCAUAACCCUCCUGUGAUUGUGUAUGAAAAUGGAAUUUCUGGAAAUGGAUCUAUGACACUUCCUCAAGCUUUGAGUGACCAAUACAGAGUUAACUUCCAUCUUGAUGUGCUUAAAUAUGUACUUGCAGCAAUAAGGAAUGGAUCAAACAUAAAUGGAUACUUCAUCUGGUCUCUGCUAGAUGAUUUUGAAGUCUUUGGUGGCUACACUAUAAGUUUUGGCCUUCAUCAUGUGGACUUCAAUGACAACUUGAAGCGUUACCCCAAGCUUUCUGCUCAAUGGUACAAGACUUUUCUGCAAACCAGGGGAAAUAAGAAACCAUUUUCUGACGCAAAAUCAUCUCUUCUCAAUAACUUCAACGUCACCACCAUCUCCUUAGAAUAAGAAGCUUUUCAAAGAAAGUAAUGUGCAACAUUAGUCAUAUAUUUCUAGCAUAAUUUAGCUACUUUUUAUCAUAUUCGACAAGGAAAGUAAAUGAUGCCUAUGUAUAUAGUUUAAGUAGUUAUAACAGUUAGAAGUGCUAUUAAAUGGCCCAUGGGUAUAUAUAUAUAUAUAUAUAUAU